UGGCUGUGGUGGGCUGGCGGUCUCGGUGGAGCCGCGGCGUGCCCUGCUGCUGCCGGCUCAGCGGGGCUCCCCUCCCCACCCCGCCCCGCUGAGGACGUGGCCGCCGGGCCACCCGCGGGGUUUCGCUGAGGGGAAGAACCCGUGUUCUCAUCGUCUGCCUCGGUGCUUCAGCGGGGGAACCGGCCCGGCCGCGCCCCGCCCCGCAGCCGGCCUCAGUGAGAAUAAAAAUGACCUAAGCAUCAUCCAGCCUUUGUGGCCGGGGCUGCCAGGAGCAUGGCUUUGCCUGGAAGCUUACGGAGGCAGCCUGCAGACAGAGGCCUUGUGUCCCACUGCACCCACCAUCAUAUUGUUGUGUUCCUGCUGACCUUCUUCAGCUACUCCUUGCUCCAUGCUUCCAGAAAGACAUUCAGUAAUGUCAAAGUCAGCAUUUCCAGCCAGUGGACUCCCUCCUGCCUGAACACCACAGCCCCUGAGCUCCAGCCAUAUGAGCUCUGGAACAGCAGCCAUUUAUUUCCAAAUGCAGAAGAAGCAACUCUCUUCUUGGGGACGUUGGACACUAUCUUUUUGUUUUCCUAUGCUGUGGGUCUCUUUGUCAGUGGUAUAGUUGGUGAUCGCCUGAACUUACGCUGGGUUUUGUCUUUUGGCAUGUGUUCUUCUGCUCUUGUGGUGUUCUUCUUCGGCACACUUACAGAAUGGUUGCAUUUCUACAACAAGUGGUUCUACUGCUGUCUCUGGGUUGUGAAUGGCUUACUGCAGUCCACUGGUUGGCCCUGCGUGGUUGCUGUCAUGGGCAAUUGGUUUGGAAAAGCUGGAAGAGGUUUUGUGUUUGGACUCUGGAGUGCCUGUGCAUCUGUGGGAAAUAUCCUUGGGGCAUUCCUUGCCUCCUGUGUUCUCAAAUACGGCUAUGAGUAUGCUUUCUUGGUGACAGCCUCAGUACAGUUUGCUGGAGGACUCAUUGUGUUCUUUGGGCUGCUGACAUCACCAAAGGAAGUGGGCCUCCCUGAGCUUGGAGCAGACGAAGAUGGCAGUGUGGAGGAAGAUGCCAACAGACCUUUAAUGAGCAAUGAUGAUGCUGAUGACGAUGAUCGGAAUUACUCUAUUCAAGCAACUGACACUGACAACCAGCCAAAGGCCAUUGGCUUUUUCCAGGCUUGCUGCCUUCCGGGUGUAGUACUGUACUCUUUGGCUUAUGCUUGCUUGAAGCUGGUGAAUUACUCGUUCUUCUUCUGGCUGCCCUUCUACCUCAGCAACAAUUUUGGAUGGAAAGAAGCAGAAGCUGACCAGCUCUCAAUCUGGUAUGAUGUGGGAGGAAUCAUAGGUGGGACUGUCCAGGGCUUGAUUUCUGAUGUGCUGCAGAAGAGAGCCCCAGUGCUAGCAAUCAGCCUGCUCUUUGCUGUCGGCUCUCUUUUUGGUUACAGCCGUUCUCCAAACAGCAAACCUAUCAAUGCUGUGAUCAUGGCAAUUACAGGAUUUUUCAUCGGAGGCCCUUCCAACAUGAUCAGUUCUGCAAUUUCUGCUGACCUGGGGCGCCAGGAUCUGGUGAAAGGCAGCAGCGAGGCUCUGGCAACAGUCACAGGAAUUGUGGAUGGAACAGGCAGUAUUGGUGCUGCAGUGGGCCAGUACUUAGUGUCUUUGAUCCAGGAGAACCUGGGAUGGAUGUGGGUUUUCUAUUUCUUUAUUCUAAUGACGAGUUCAACAAUCCUGUUCAUUUCACCAUUAAUAGUGAGGGAGAUGAGAUUGCUCCUGCAUGAACGGCACCUGCGAGUGCUAGCGGAGUGACAUCUGCUCGCCUCCAGAAGGACUGCUGUAUGGACCUGACAGCUGGAACACUAAUCAGAACCCUGGGAGACUUGUUUGUUACAUCCUCCAGGUUUGGACUAAUUCAGAACUGUCCUGCAAGACUUGAUGGUCCUGCCUUUGGCAAGCUCAGUAGUGGAGUACCAAAUACGCAUCCUGAGACCACACACAUGGAGCUGCAGCCCUGGUGGAUUGUCCAGGAUUGCCAAGACUGGUGGAUUGUCCCAGCCUGCCAGACUCUGCCAUGUCAGCAGUCACACCAGGGUCUUCUUUUGGGUGGUCUCACUGCUAUACCCUUAUUUAUUUCUGGACAUCCUGACCAAAGGUCAGCUCUUUAAGACUGACAGUGGAGAGGUGGUCUUGCAAUGAAUUUUGAUGCUCUGUUGUGCUGGUGAAAUCACACUGUGCAUUUCAUGGGUAGUCUAAAUUUAUGAUUGCUUUAGCUUUUAGAAAGGUCAAAAAUAAUGAUCUGCAAUCGGCACUGUCCAGUUGUAUAAAAUGUGCUGUUGCUAAAUCUGUGCACAGACAGACCUCUGCUAUCCCUAGCUACUAACUGUCACAUGUUCCAGUAGAUUGACAUGGAAAAGUUAACCUCCAUGUUGGUUUUUAGCAUUUUUUAACAAUAGUAAUGAUAUUACUAAUCUCUGGGAAAUGAGAUUUCAGCUUUUAACUAUUUAAGCAGACAAAUAGUGUGCAAUACUUUACUAUGAUCUCUGACAAAAAGCCUUAAUAGAUCCUUUGUGUCUAAAGGAUCCUUGAAUGGCUUUGGGGAUCAGUAAUGGGACACAAAUACUUUCACUACUGCUUUGUUAUUUGAACUCUGAUCAAUACUGACCAAAAUGAGACCCGCUGAAGGAAGCUGGUGUCACUGAUUUCAUACUUGUUGGGCAAUUGCUCAUCUGCAGCAAAGGAGAACCAGAAGGGAAUUAAAGGAAUUUAAGGGACCUGGCUGCUCUCAGACAAGGGCUUCCAGAUAGGGACUGAGAAUAGUAAUAGUGAGCAAUAGUGCUGCUGUCUUUCCCCCAUGCUCCUCUGCCUAGGGUUUUAAAGCUUGAAUUGUAUCUUGAAGAGAAAGGUUAGAUGCAAGUCAGCACUAAAACCAUCUGACUGCAGUCAGUAUGGUGGUAUCUGAGUAUUAUGCAGUACUGCAGUAAGCAGGGUGACCAUGGACACCUCUGACAUUUGCUGGUGAUGUUAAUGGGAGCAUUGAGCAACCUCUCAAGAGAUCCUUUUCUGCUUCUGCCUUGGGAUGUUUCAUUGGAAUAGGCACGUGUUACCCAGCAGAACAUCUGAUCAAACACUCAGUGUAACUAGUCAACAAUGCCUGGAUGGGGCAGGGGGCAGGAAAAUUCUUGGAGCUGAAACUUUUUAAAUGGGAAAAGAUGCCUUUUCAAAAUGUACAGUGAUUUUAUUUUAUUGUUUUUUAAAGUCAUGAAUGUCAAUCUUUAAUCACAUGUUGAUUGUAACAAGUGGAACAUUAUUAGUGCCUUAAGGUUUUAAUGUAUUGAACGGUUGCUUAGUGACUUCUGCUUCUGCAGUGAGGGCUCUGUGCACAGCUUUUCUUACUAUGAAACUCAGUUGCCCCAUUUUAUACUUUUAUUUUGAGAGUCUCGUUCUUGGUGGAGGUGAUUCCUGCAUUUUUUGCUAGCCUUCCAAAAAAAACAGUGCUUGGGAAAACAAUGCCAUUAAGCUGAUGAGGGACCUGAAUCCUGUUCUUGUCUCUUCUCAUUCCCAUUGCAAUUUUUGCCUGUAUAAUUAGAGCAGGAGACUGAGAAUCUAUCAUCCUGUUCUCAGAAUUAUGCCGUGGGGUUAGUGUUCACAUCCCAAGCUACUCAUUAGCCCCUGUACAAAUAGAAUCAGAACUCCCUGAAACUUAGUUCUAAAAUUGAUGGCGGCACCGUUUGCCCCAGCCCCAGUGUCUGAGAAUCCGCGGUUUCGAAUUCCAACCUGGAUGAGCUCUUUGCCUGCCGUCUGGGCACGAGAUAAGCUUCUGAUGAAAGGUGGUGUGGGAAAGAGAUGUUGCCAGGGUCUGGGGGAGGAGAGGUUGGCCCCUGUAACAAAUGGUUUCCUGUAAACAGUUCUGUCCCCUCUUGAGAAGUGUCAGAUGUGUUGUGAGUGUUGCAAGCACAGGCUGCCCAGCAGCUCGUGGUGGUGCUUUGAGGCCACCCUCAAUUACUGAGGCAUGCCUGUGACUGCAGGAUUUUGUUGUUAUUGUUGCUGCUUUUGUCCUGGGAUAUUGGUUCUGUGUAUUUCCUCAAGGUGCUUGGAUGUGAAGGGUUUUCAAUCUGACCAUGUCCGAACUGAUCUCACAUGAAUAAACUUACUCUGACUUGA
Molecule: messenger RNA, 4131 nt
Organism: Pezoporus flaviventris
Lineage: Eukaryota; Metazoa; Chordata; Aves; Psittaciformes; Psittacidae
Gene: SLC37A3
Product: solute carrier family 37 member 3
Exons: 15
Coding region: 274-1779 (501 amino acids)
Biological process (GO): transmembrane transport
Cellular component (GO): endoplasmic reticulum membrane
Molecular function (GO): transmembrane transporter activity
Source: RefSeq, a predicted model, not a curated record